GUAAAGGCCGAAGGUUGGAGGCGCCGUGCAAUGUAAACAAACCCGCCGCCCGCUGGCACAUGUUCGCGGCCGCAUGCUUAUUUGACAGCUGGAAACGAAGAGACAGAUAAUUGAAGGACACAGAAGAAGAAAGAUAAAUAGGAGAGAGAUAAGAACUGGACAGCUGGAGACAAAGAUAAAGGCCACAGAGGAAGGAAUACGAAGGAGAGAGACCUAAGAAGUGAUCCAAAGCGUCAGAGGUUUAUUAAGUGUGUUAGUGUUGGUGUUAGAGCCAUGAAGUUUGUGGUGGAGCACGUGGGCAAGGGCGGCGGGCGGCUGGGCAGACUGAGUGGCUUUCGCAGCCAGCCUGACACUACCCACAACACGCCGCUGUCACUCAUAUCCACGGCGGGAGGCAGCGCACCACAUCUCACGCAGGAUGUGCUGCACUUGGUGGCCAAAAGAACAGCGCCACUCUGUGUUCCGGCCCAGCACUUCGUAGAACACAUCAAGGUGCUGCAGAACUUCAAGAAGGGAGUGGCACACUUUGCCUCACUGCAGAGCCACAGCGUAUGCGUAACGGUCCAUGACCCUGCCAAGGCCACACCCAAUGGUUACAACGACAAGCAAGGCAUCUCCUUCUGGACCUACGGCGGCCGGAAGAUCCUCAACGCAGACUCGUACAUGGAGCUGGUGGAGGCGAUGCGACCAGACUGGUAUGAGGCGUUAAGUGAUGCUGACACGCCCGCCACAGCCUCCAAGAAAAGGCUGUCCAAGUCCCUCGCCAGCUCCAGGGCCUACAUCGCCACCUGCCUGCACCGCCACAAGGAGUCACAGGCGUUCCGAGGGUGUGGAGUCAUGGUGCCAUUGCUAGGGGGCCACAGUAAGGCAGACCGCACCCGCUGGAUCAAGGGCCUUCCACAGCUGCUGGGGGAGGAGGAGGAGGAGGCCCUUGUGUCUGGCUAUGCGCUGCAGGGACUCCACACCAACGGACCUGAGGCGGAGCUGCUCACCUCGGCCCAAGUGACGGAGCUGGCCGGGACUUCUCUGGAGUCCUUGCCGGAAGGUCGGGUGAGGCAGGCAGGAGGCGGCUGGAGUCCCGAGGUGGUGGUCAGUCUGGUGGAGCUCGGCGUGGAUGUGUUUGACUCCUCCUUCCCCCACCUUGUCACGCAGCGGAACGGGGCGCUCACCUUCCCUCACUCUCGGCACAGUGAUAGUGAGACCAGGGCAGCUGAAGGGAAGGAGAAUCUCGAACACCAGGACAAGAAGCUUAAGGUGGCGGACACAGAGGAGGAGGAGGAGAAGGAAGGAAAGCAGGGGAGUGAAGAGCAGGGAGAUGAACCACAGAAGAAAGAGGAGCAGGAGGAAACAGGGAAGAAAAAGAAGCCAAACAGAAAGGAGGAGGAGAACGGAACGAAACCUGCAACGAGUGUGUACGAAAUCUGUCUUGCGGACGAAAGGUAUGUGUUGGACGAGCGGCCUCUUCUGGACGGCUGCGAGUGCUAUGCGUGCAAGAACUUCUCCCGAGCGUACGUCCACCACCUCAUCAAUGUAAAGGAGAUGCUGGCGCCGGUCCUGCUCAUGAUACACAACUUGCACCACUGGACGUCCUUCUUCAGCAGCAUCAGGGAGGCGGUGCGGACAGACUCCCUGCAAGACCUCAAGGCUUUAGUGCACUCAGCAGCUGAAGGCUCGGACAAGAGAUAGAACACCUUACUCCCUGACCCCUUCCCUGACCCUGCCGUCCUCUGUAAGUGACCUCGACUAGUACAAAUGUGUAGUGUAGCCUGACCUCAGCUGACACUUUAAAUAUUUAUGCGGGGAGGUAUACAAUUGUGGAGCUUCCUGUUGUAGUGUGGCAAGUGAUAUGAGAAAAAAAACAAGAAAACUGCGAUUGAAGUUCAAAUUAAAAAAAAGAAAAAAAAAUCUCGGUUCUCACCAUUCCCGCCUCCGAUGACGUCCAAGUAUUUCCCACGUAAACCCUUCUUAUAUACACCAUUCUGAAGGGUUAAGAUAAGAUAAUGAUGAGAUGAGUAAUUAUUGAUUAUCUUAGAAAUAUGAGUGAAAUUAAUCGACCAUAAUGCCACAACCUCCAUGAAUUUUAGUUGCCUCAGAACGCUCAAAGAGUCGCUUGAUGCCAGGGAAGUGGUGUCUCAAGAUGGCCCCCAUAUCGCUUACCUCACUUCAGCAGGGAGCAACUCAAUUCCAGGGCACAGACUAGCAUUCCCAGCCUCUGUAGUUUUGGUGGUCAUUGUAGUAUGGUUCUGUCUUCCAACACCCCGGGGUCUCAGUAAUAUUGCAGUAGUAAAGUCACAUGCUGUAGUUAGUAGUUUUUUUACAGUAAAGGAAGCAGCUUAGAGGAAAGUAUAGAAAAGAGAGAAAAUACCCCACUAACCACUGCCCCCAAAGAAGAGUGUGUAGGUGAGUGGUCAAGAGAGAGGUCAGUUUCGGUUGUAUAGAUGAGUGGCCAAAAGAGAGGGCAGUUUCGUUUGGAGGGGAGUGGCAGCGUUACCAAAUUAUCGUACUCAGCCACUCAGCACAUCAUAUUUUGGGGUUUCUGACUCACAGCUAUCGCAAACAGACACCAAUAAGUAAUGAUUUUAACGAUAACUUUAACUGGACUUUCGUUAUUUGUGUGGGUAGGAAAAUUUCGGGCCCUGGAACUGAUAAUUGCGAUGUUUUGAGUACAAUAAUUUGGCAACGCUGGGGAGUGGCCAAAAGAGAGGGCAGUUUUGGUUGUAGAGAUGAGUGGCUGAGAGAGAGGUCAAUUUCGGCUGCAAAGGUGAGUGGCCAAAAGAGAGGUCAAUUUCAGUCAGAGAGGAGCUGGAUUACAUAUCAUCUUUUCUAUUGCGUUUGGUGUCCCGUGUGUACCAAGUAUACAGCAAGACAUAGAGAGGUGGAAAAGAAACACAUUUAUAACACGCUGGUUGGAGUGAACAUGUUUCGGAGGCACAAACCCAAGUGUCUCAGAGCCGUAAACCCGUGCGUCUAUCACAGAGGAUGUAUGUGACGUGCUGUACACAAGUAAAACAUUGAUUCACGU
Eriocheir sinensis (Chinese mitten crab) is the source of this 3022-nucleotide messenger RNA. Its product is annotated as queuine tRNA-ribosyltransferase accessory subunit 2-like. The record is from RefSeq and is a predicted model, not a curated record. Gene Ontology annotation, molecular function: tRNA-guanosine(34) queuine transglycosylase activity. NCBI's taxonomy places the organism in Eukaryota, Metazoa, Arthropoda, Malacostraca, Decapoda, Varunidae. The coding region runs from base 274 to 1686 and encodes 470 amino acids. The transcript has 11 exons.